AUGAGUGCUUUGAACUCUAGUUUAUUGCAAAACAUGUCAUUUGUGCAUCCUGAGUACUUCUACAUCAGUGGAUUUUCUGGAAUACCUUUUGUCAAAUAUUACUUUAUUGGUUUAAUUUUUAUCUAUAUCAUUGCUGUGUUUGGGAACUCAUUUGUAAUUUUCAUGAUAUGUUCUGACCGAAGUCUACACGUUCCUAAAUACAUAGGAAUCUUUAAUUUAGCUUUGGCAGACUUCGGGGAAACAAAUGCACUGAUUCCCAACCUAAUUAAGACCUUUCUUUUUGAUUCACAGUACAUAUCCUACGAGGCUUGUUUGGCAAACAUGUUUUUUGUUUUUUUCUUCAGCAGUGUACAAGCUUUAACCCUUGUUGUCCUGGCGUAUGAUCGUUUUAUCGCCAUUUGCUUACCCUUAAGAUAUCAUGCCAUUGUGAGUAACUCCAUCAUGUCAGUGGCUUUAUCCACAGUAUGGUCAUUUAGCACUGCUUUGAUUGGCACAACGGUGAUUUUGAUAACUCGACUUUCCUUUUGUAAAACUAACAUUGUAAAAAGCUAUUUUUGUGAUCAUGGACCAAUUUAUACAAUGGCUUGUAAUGACAACACCAUAAAUUCAGUUAUGGCAAAACUUUGUACUGCAUUAUUAGUCUAUGCACCUUUGAUUGCCAUAGUUGGAUCGUAUUUAGGCAUUUUGCUGGCAUUAAGUAGGAUUACAACAUGGGCAGGACGGCUUAAAGCCCUGAAAACUUGUGUCUCUCAUCUAUUAGUAGUAGGAAUAUUUUUCCUCCCCUUUUUAGGCACAUAUAUUGCUGCCGUAACUUUUUCUCUCCAUCCCAAUGCUAGGAUAAUCAGUACUUCACUAUCGAGUGCCAUUCCACCCAUGCUAAAUCCCAUCAUUUAUGUUCUAAAUACAAAGGAAUUCAAAGACUUUGUACUGAAAAUGCUCAAAAAGAGAUCCAGUGUAAUGGUUCAGGCUUCAGCAAAGUGA
This is a messenger RNA of Colossoma macropomum (tambaqui), 981 nucleotides long. RefSeq names its product olfactory receptor 1M1-like. The record is from RefSeq and is a predicted model, not a curated record. Gene Ontology annotation, biological process: G protein-coupled receptor signaling pathway. Gene Ontology annotation, cellular component: membrane. The transcript has a single exon. Gene Ontology annotation, molecular function: G protein-coupled receptor activity; olfactory receptor activity. NCBI's taxonomy places the organism in Eukaryota, Metazoa, Chordata, Actinopteri, Characiformes, Serrasalmidae. Bases 1 to 981 code for a protein of 326 amino acids.